AUGACUAGGCAAGAAAUUCCCAGGGUGUCUGCUAUCAGUGAGCCCGGUAGGAUAUGGCCUACCCUCCAGGAGCAUGGCGCCGUUAUUAUCAAGAACUUGCUUCUCUUAGAUGUGGUGCAGCGAUUCAACCAGGAUAUGGACCCCCAUGUUAAGAUUGAAACGGUACCCGCUGCACGAACCAAGGACCGUCCUAAUCAUGUCUUGUCCACCACGACUCGAAUCAUGAAUGUGCUGACCGAGUUGUCCAAGACAUACCGCGAGGAUAUCUUGAACAACAAGGUUCUGAAUGACAUCUCCGAGGAAGCCUUCAAGGUGUAUGGAGACUACUGGGUGCUGAUGGGCGCAGUGAUGGAACUCGCUCCAACAAAUCCAGCCCAACCUCUUCACCGUGACAUGCGCUACAGCCACCCCAUUGUCGAUUAUCUCAAGCACGAUGCCCCCGCUACCUCGAUCAAUCUACUCAUUGCCUUGACCCCAUUCACUGCUGAGAACGGCGCCACCCAUGUCAUUCUUGGAAGCCAUAAGUGGACUGAUAUCAGUCAGGCUAGCAUGGACCAGACUGUUCGCGCUAUCAUGGAUCCGGGUGACGCCCUGUUGAUUACAGACAGUACUGUUCAUUGUGGAGGUGCCGAUAUCACUGGCACCGAGAUUCGGCGUGUCUUGUCCCUGACCACGGGCAUCAGCCAGCUUACUCCGCUGGAGAGUAAUUUCACAGUUCCCCGCCCAAUAAUUGAGAGCAUGACCCCUUUGGCUCAGAGGCUCGUGGGCUGGGGCAGUCAAAGAUCCUCUGUGCCUAAAGAUAUCGGGUUAUUGACCAUCCGAGGAAAGUCAAUUCAGAAAGUCAUGGACUUGAAAUCUGAACAACCGCUCGAAGAAAGUGGCUCCAUCUAA
Penicillium vulpinum is the source of this 891-nucleotide messenger RNA. Its product is annotated as phytanoyl-CoA dioxygenase family protein. Bases 1 to 891 code for a protein of 296 amino acids. The transcript has a single exon. The record is from RefSeq and is a predicted model, not a curated record. Lineage: Eukaryota; Fungi; Ascomycota; Eurotiomycetes; Eurotiales; Aspergillaceae.